CUUCUAAGUAAUAUUUUUGGAUUUCUAUAAUUAAAUUUUAAAAAUCGGCUUAUUAUGAUGAAAGUGAUUACAUAGAAUCUGAAUUUUACAGAGAGGAAAAUAUUGAAAAUGCUGUUGUAAAUAAUUUUAAAUCAUCAGGACAGGCAACUGAAUGUCUUACUAGAAACAAUGAGGAUAUGUGUAAUAAAAAUAUGCCGAUGGCUAUAUUGAUGAUGGCUAUGCUGAAAACGGUGAUGCAGUUCCGACUAGAGAUGACGCACCUCUGCAGGUCACAGAAAACAAUUUUCAUCGGAAAAAUGGUAAUAUAUUAUUUGCGUGUGAGUCUUAGUUACUAAAUAAUUUAAAACAUUUUGUUUAUUUGUUUUAGAUAUGGACGUACAGGCUCCAGGAACCACCAAUUGUAAUGUGGAUGCUGCAGCCGCUCAAAAACUUGAUGAGAUGGACGUUGAAUCCGAAGCAAGCACCAGCAGCAGCGACACUGGAAAUGUAGAAAGUACAUGUGAGGAAAGUGAUGAGGACAGUGACACUAGUAACGACGUCUCUCUGGGCCUACAUGCUCCAGCAACCACCAGUAGUAAAGGUGACUAUAUUGAUGGUGGCCAUGCUAAAAAAUGUGACACACCACUUCUGGUCACAGAAAACAAUUGUCAACGGGCAAAUGAACUGGGCGUACAGGCUCCAGCAACCACCAGUAGUAAAGGUGUCAAUAUCGACGAGGACGUUGAAUCUUCAGUAAGCACCUGUAGUGAUGAAAGUGUGACUGACAAGUGACAAGAGUUAUGGUGAACUGAUUUUGAUAGUAAUGAAAACAAUGAAAAUGACGAAAAUUAUGUUACACGUAUGACGUAUACAUAAAGAACUUAUGAAAAGUAAUUUUUAUUUAUAUUAUUCCCAAAGUACAAACAAAUCGAUACGUAAUUUCCUCUUCAUUUUAACUAACUGUUAUUAAAUAAUUAUUUUUUGUUUAUUAUUUAUUUUUUUUAGAAAUGCCUGGGUACAAUCCAAACGCUGCAGCGCCCAAAUUAUGUUUGAGUAAAAAUGCGGAUGGGAUAAUACCGUGUAUAUGGUCCGACUGUGGCAGGGCGUUUAAAUUUAAGUCUCAUACAAUUAGGCAUAUGAUUUUGCACGCUGCAAUUGGAUUCCAUGAAUGUCCCACAUGUAAAGGCCGGUUCAGACGUAAAGAUGGCCUGACGCGUCACAUGAGAGAGAAACAUGCAAAUAAUGUUCAAUCAUUUAAAUGUAAGUUGUGCUUAAAAGCAUACAGACAUAAAAACACUUUGACAGCACAUAUUAAUCAGAAACAUUCAGACACAAAUGUGUUAUAUGAAUGCACACUGUGUCAAAAGAAAUUUCAAGCCAAAAAAAAUUUUAAUUAUCAUAUGUCAUCGCAUUCAAAUACACCACUCGUGGAGUGUGAUGAGUGUGGUGCAACACGUGGAGAAAGACCAGGCACAAACCAAAAAAGGUGUAAUAUUAAAACUUAAAUAAUUUGAACGCUUAUAAAUAUUAUAAUUUCUAUUUUUAUUUUACAGCACACAAAGCAAUGAACUGUGCAAUGGUAGGUACGGUGGAUUAUGGCUCUAGGCGAUACCACCUUUAUAAAAAAAACGCGCUUAUGUGUAAGACCCAUUGGGUAAUGUGGAACAUUACACUUAUUUGGUGUACUCAAUAUCUGAAUACUCAAUAAUUUCCAUCUGCAACAAUGAUUCACUCGUGUGCGGAGGCGGUGACUGCUGUUUCAUUUGAAUUAUUAUGAUUUAUGAAUGGUUGCCAGUUCAGAGGUUGUGGAUUAUGCUUCAAUGGUUCUGGAAAAAUAGAGAAUGGAAUUUUUGUGUGACCAAAGACAAAAAAUAUGUGAUGAAAGGUGAUGAAGAUUAAUAAUUGUUAUAAUGUGUA
This is a messenger RNA of Acyrthosiphon pisum (pea aphid), 1896 nucleotides long. RefSeq names its product zinc finger and BTB domain-containing protein 20-like. The record is from RefSeq and is a predicted model, not a curated record. NCBI's taxonomy places the organism in Eukaryota, Metazoa, Arthropoda, Insecta, Hemiptera, Aphididae. Bases 370 to 771 code for a protein of 133 amino acids. The transcript has 5 exons.